Nilaparvata lugens (brown planthopper) is the source of this 5808-nucleotide messenger RNA. It is a transcript of the gene Mer, whose product is annotated as merlin. Gene Ontology annotation, biological process: positive regulation of protein localization to early endosome; regulation of cell shape; regulation of gliogenesis. Bases 429 to 2243 code for a protein of 604 amino acids. Lineage: Eukaryota; Metazoa; Arthropoda; Insecta; Hemiptera; Delphacidae. The record is from RefSeq and is a predicted model, not a curated record. The transcript is spliced from 2 exons. Gene Ontology annotation, molecular function: cell adhesion molecule binding; actin binding. Gene Ontology annotation, cellular component: filopodium; apical part of cell; plasma membrane.
GGUUCUGUGUUCUGCUGUCGAAGUCGAAGUUCGAUGUUCGAAAAAUAACUUUCAUGGUUAUGGCAUUGAAGCAUACCGAAACUGCUUUAAUUCCUCAGUUAUUGCCUUUUAGAAAUUGUUAAUUAAUAUAAAACAUCAAUUUUAAUAUGCUAUAUUAUCAAUCUAUGUCUUUAUUGUUGAAUAGACUGUUUUAGUCGAAUGAAAACAACAUCGUAGCUUCUGGCUGACAUCCAGAUAAGUCAUAGGAAGAAUAUUUUUGAUAGCAAAUUGUUUAUUUUGUCAGCUAUGGAUUGAAAAAUCUUUUAGUAUGAUGGCUGAUCAUCACUUCCAAUUUCCAUUGUCUCCAGUCACGUGAUAACAUGCAAUGGAAUCAGGGAUUAUCGCCAGCAGCCUUGUGAUAACUGAAACCGCAAAUCGUCACUCCAUGUAUGAUGAAAGAUAGAAUGUCUCCUUUUGGACGUAAAAAGACAGGGAAAUCUUUCCCGGUCAAGGUGUGCACUCUCGAUGCCGAGCUGGAGUUCAACCUGGAGUGGCGGGCGACGGGCCGCGACCUUUUCGACCUUGUUUGCCGCACCAUUGGACUCAGAGAGACCUGGUAUUUCGGUCUGCAGUACGAGGACUCGGUCGGAUUUAUUGCCUGGCUGAAAUUGGAUAAAAAAGUUCAAGACCAGACAGUUCCUCAGCAACCGACCACUACGUUUAUGUUUCUGGCCAAAUUUUACCCAGAAGAUGUUGCCGAAGAGUUGGUACAAGAGGUCACUCAACACCUGUUUUUCCUACAGGUUAAACAGGCGAUAUUAUCCAUGGACAUCUAUUGCCCACCAGAAGCCUCUGUACUGUUAGCUUCUUAUGCAGUUCAAGCAAAGUAUGGGGACUUUGAUGAAACCACUUACAAGCCCGGAAUGCUUGCCAGUGAAGAUUUGUUGCCGCAAAGAGUCAUUGACCAGUAUCAGAUGACUCCUGAAAUGUGGGAGGAUAGGAUCAAGAUAUGGUAUGCGGAUCAUCGCGGAAUGUCUCGAGAUGAAGCUGAAAUGGAAUACCUAAAAAUUGCCGAAGAUUUAGAUAUGUAUGGUGUCAAUUAUUUUCCCAUUAGUAAUAAAAAAGGAACUGAUUUGUGGUUAGGUGUCACGGCACUUGGGUUAAAUAUGUACGAAAAGGAAAAUAAAUUAACACCUAAGACAACUUUCCCAUGGUCGGAAAUUCGACAUGUAGGUUUUGAUGAUAAGAAAUUCAUCAUCAAACCUGUUGAUAAAUCGGCUCCAAACUGUGUAUUUUUCACGUCCAAAGUUAGAAUGAACAAGUUGAUUCUAGAUCUAUGCAUGGGCAAUCAUGACUUGUUCAUGAGAAGGAGGAAGCCAGAUUCAAUGGAGGUGCAGCAAAUGAAGACACAAGCAAAAGAGGAAAAGUUCAGAAGGCAGAUGGAGAGGAAUAAGCUGGCCAGGGAGAAACAGUUGCGGGAAGCAGCUGAGAGAGAGAAGGCAGCCAUGGAGCAGAGGCUGUUGCAGUACCAGGAGGAGAAUCGGCUGGCGAAUGAGGCGUUGAGGCGAUCCGAGGAGACCGCAGAUUUGUUGGCGGAGAAGUCAAGGGUGGCUGAGGAGGAAGCAAUGUUGCUGAGUCGGAAGGCGACCGAGGCCGAGCAGGAGAUCACACGCAUCCGGCUGUCAGCGAUGAAGACUGAAGAGGAGAAGGUGCAUCUGGAGCGGAAGACGAGGGAAGCGGAGCAGCUGACAGCCCGGCUGGUGGAUGAGUCGGAACGGCGGGCUGCCGAAGCCAAGCGGCUGAAGGACGAGCUAAUGCGAGCACGGCUAGCCGAGAAGACGGCCAAGGAGAAGCUUCUAGAGUUCCUGUCACGAAACACCUACUCCAGUCUCUCCUCACUCUACCCGGAGCCAGUCUCCACCGCCGCGGACUCCACUCCCUACAGCAACGGCAGUGUCGAUCCUCUGCUCGACAUGGGAGUGACGUCACCCACCUACGAUCCCAUCGUCGACAGCGACAUGGAGCGACUCUCGCUCGAAAUAGAGAAGGAGCGUGUGGAUUACUGGAAGAAGAGCAAGCACCUUCAGGACCAGCUGCGCGACCUUCGCUCCGAAAUUGAGGUGCUCAAAGUGGGUGAAAAGCAGAAUGAAAUGGACGCUCUGCACAGCGAACAGGUAAGGUUAGGUGAGAAUAAGUACUCGACGCUCCGCAAGGUCAAAUCGGGAUCUACAAAGUCAAGAGUUGCUUUCUUUGAAGAAUUAUAGCCAUAGUUCCUACUUAUUCUAUUGUUGAGCUAUUUUAUCUUGUUACAGUUAUUUGCUUAUCCUAGGACAAUAUUCAAUUUCAAUACCGUACUAAAUGUGUUUAAGACAAACUGCUAACUAGUAUUUUAUCUCAAGUUGAGAGUUUUCAUAUUACAGUAAUAAAAUUAUUAAUUCCCUUUAGUUGGAAAAAAGUAUUUUUCGAGCGAACGUAUGUGCAAGUACAAUAUUACACAGAGACAAAAUUAUCUGCUCUACUAACAUAAUGCAUAAUAUAUGAAUUUCAUAAAAAUUAUGAAGGUUGGGUCGGAAGAAUAAUUUCUAAAAUAGUUCACUAGUCGUUUAUCAAGAACCUAUUGUGAAAGAAACGUUGUGCUUCCACAAAUUUGAUUUAUUUAAAAUACUGUAUGUGUGAAAUGAAAAUAAUGAUUAUCUCUCUACGGCUUAAUUUUUAAUAUGACACUCCAAAUUUGUUUACAGCUAGUUUCAUUUAGAAUCUAUAAUUGAAUCUCCUAUUUCUCUUGAGUAAUGUCACUGUCCUCUUAGUAAGCACUAUAACAGUUGAAAAUUUAUUAUUAUCAGUCAACUGAAAUAGCCAAGAUUGUAACAAUAAAACUUAUCAGUAAUAUUUUUUUAAAUGAACGAUGAGAAUUGCGUAAGAAAAGAUGGCAUUGUUCAAUUUUUAAUAGGAAUUCUAUUCUUGAAAGAAAUCUAAAUUGUGGAGAGUUAAUUUAAUUGUAUACUGAGCUUCGAGUAUUCACAACUAUCCUUAUAAUAUAGUGCAUAUUUUUUUACUUGGAAUUUCAAUGAUAAUUCAUUAAGGUAACUUGCAAUAAUUAUUAUUUUCAACAAUAUUCUAUAAAAAUUCGGAAGAGGAUCAGUUUUAUUCUGAGCCUGUUUUUAUCUUCCAGUCACUGUAAUAGUAGCCUAACUACUGUAUAACGAACUAUGAAACUGGAUUCCCACGUAUCAGUAUCAGUUCACGUGUCCGGUACAGUGGAGAUAUUAUUCCUAUGAGUUCUAAUGAGACUAUUCCCACUCAGCCUAACUGAUCUAGUAUGAAUCGUCCCAUUAGAAUUCAGGGGAAUACAUAAUUGACCGAGCGAAGUGAGGUCUAAGAUUCAAGUCGACGGUUUGGCAUUUCUCUUAAUGUUUAUAUGUUGCGCAUUUACGGCGAAACGCGGUAAUAGAUUUUCAUGAAAUUUGACAGGUAUGUUCCUUUUUUAAUUGCGCGUCGACAUUUUUUGGUUUAAGGUUUUUAGAAAUUUUGCAUUUCAAGGAUAAUAUAAAAGGAAAAAGGAGCCUCCUUCAUACACCAAUAUUAGAGUAAAAAUCAGACUAUAGAAAAUUAUUCAUCAUAAAUCAAGUGAUUACACAGAUGUGUGGAGAAGCCAGUCUAUUGCUGUAUUUCCAUAAGGUCUAUAGUUUCAAUCAGGUACCUGAGGAUGAGAAUACUGCGUGAGGUCUACUGUUCACAGAACUACUAGUAUCAUUGAACCGGACUCAUGCACUGAUUUAUGUGGGAAUCUAGUUGAAAUGAAUAAAUAUUUAAUCAUUUUCUGACUUCACUUGUUCAAAGCUUUAUAAUUUGGAUUGUUUUUGUCCAUUCACCAGUUAUAGUUUAUUAUAAAAGUUUAGGUCUUUAUACUUUAUUUUGUACAUUCAAAAUAUAAAGAAAGUUUAUUUCUAAUAUUUUUAAAACUAUGGUUACAGUUUAAACGAAUAUUUGUGUUAAUUAUUAUUCAGAAUUAUCAAUUCUUGAUGAAAAUAAUUUGGGAAUGUUAAGAACAAAAUAUGUAGCCUAUCCUUGAAUUGAUCAUUUAUAUUCAUAUUAUUUAUUACUUGAACUAGGCUAUUUAGAUAAUAAGAAUUAGCCACUUCUGUUGAAGGAACUAAUCAUAUCCUAGAUUUCAAUAACUAUCGUAAUAUUUAUCUCUUUUCUGUAUAGGGCUUCUUUUUAUAGAAAUAGAAAGAAACAGAUUUUUAUUUUUCUUUCUAUCGUAAUAUUGUCCACCUUCUAAGAUAAAAAUAUUCUUGUUGUUUGUUACCAACUGAAUUUCUCAAUCUACAGUAGUAAUUUACCACUACUUGAAGUAGCCUAUGCUAUUUAGUUUAGAGUGAUACAAAUUUCAUGCUGCCCAAAUUAUGAAACUUUUGAAAAAAGUGUUUGUAUUUAUUGGUUAAAUAAUUUUGGUUUAUAAUACAUAAUUUACGAUUUUAUAUUCAGUGCUUGGAAUGUCCACAGAUCACAAAUGACCGCAGAGACGGUAUCCAGUUGAAACAAUUGACCGAAUAGUAGUCUUAAGAUAUUCACUUAUCCAUAAUCCAUAAACUGAUAAAACAAAUGACUUUUUGUAGAUUUGUUUAAACUUUAGCAUCUUGAAAAGUUUGUAAGUAAUAUUCCUGACACGUCACAUAUGAUUCAAUUAACUGUAACUCAAAACAAUAGACUCGUCUUUUCAUUCAAAAGACAUUAGGAAUCAACAAGUUAGGAUCUGAACAAGUCAAACAAACAAACAAAAUCUCAUGUCCAAAUAAUUUUUUUCAAAUUUACCUUCACACUUGAAACAUUGGGUUGCGGGACUGCAUCACGCUAUACAGUUACUAUUCAUAACUAAUAAUAAUUUUCUUUAACAAUAAAUGAAUAUUUGCCACAUAUUAUAUGUUUUUCUUAUUACUUGAGAAAAUACUAUUAUGGCAUUAUUAAGUACAGUAUUAUCGUACUAAUAAUUAUUCAGUUCCAAUGCUACUAGUGGAGUAAAAUCUCACGUUUUAAUGAAUUAACAAACUAUAUGCUGCCUAUUCAAGUUAAUUUUGUUUUAUUGUACAUUUUCAAAAUUAUAAACUCAAAAUCUAUACUUUACUAUAAACUCUAUAGAAAUUGACAUUGUAAUAGUUAACAGUGGUUAAAUGUACUCUACAAUAAGUUAAUUUUGGUUUGUUGUACAUUUCAAGAUCCCAUUUUACAAAUUAUAAACUCAAAAUCUAUACUAUACUAUACUAUAAAUUCUGUAGAAAUUGACAUUGUAAUAGUUAACAGUGGUCAAAUGCACACCACAAUAAAAUAAUUCUCACAGACAAAGUCCAUACGUGAGAUACACUGUUAGAAGACUGAAUUAAAUUAGAACAAAUUAUUUGAUACUCUUCAACGCUUUUAUCUAUGUUGAAACUAUAACUUUCGAACUUACUCCAGGUCUAGAUUGAAAUAAUGUAUAUCUAGCACAAAUUAGGAGAAUACAUGAUCGAUGUAUUUUAUGUUUUUAAAAUUAUUCAUAUUUAUUUCUACCAAGGUACCUUCCGUGUCUGCUUUUUAGUCUAAUUGUAUAUGUAUUGUAUCACAUAAACAUAAUUCGAUUAGAUAAGAUAGUUAAUUUUACCUUAGAGGUACAAGAUCGAAUCUGUUUAAUGCCUCUAUAAUUUAUUAUUAUCCACGACAAUCAAAAGUUAUAGCCUUAGGUUAUAUUAUGUAAUCUAGCGUUAAUUCUUAUCUGCUUAUUAAUAAUAGAAAUUGUUAUUUUUUUACUUAAGUCAUGUUGAAAUAAAACAAAACUAGAAUGUUUCUAUGUAA